AUGAUCAUCAAGAGAAGAAGACUUGACGGAGAACUGGAAGCAACUACUGUGUUGCGUGAACGAGGCCCGGCCAAGAUGAAGAUGAGUUGUGGAGCGUUAUACUUACCCAAAGACGACGAGGAUAAGCCAUUGGGCGAAGAUGCACACUUCAUCUGUGCAGAGAAGCAGACCAUUGGUGUCGCUGAUGGUGUGGGCGGCUGGGCCAAAAAAGGCGUGGACGCCGGAGAAUACGCACGUCAACUCAUGAAAAACGCUGAGAUCGCCAGCCAAAAAGAACCCAAUGGAGAAGUGCAACUAAAAAGGGUUUUGGGAACGGCUUUCUUGAACACCGAGGCUCAGGGUUCAUCCACGGCUUGCAUUGUGACUCUCAAGCAGGAUUAUUAUCUACAUGCUAUUUGUGUCGGUGACAGUGGGUUUAUGAUAUUCAGGGACAAGAAGUUUGUGUACAAAUCGCCCAUACAACAACGUUGUUUUAAUUGUCCGCGUCAGUUGGGAAAUAGCAAUAAAAGUGAUAAGCCAUGUUCGGCUAUUGAAAUAAAAGUAGGGGUUGUACCAGGAGAUAUCAUAGUUCUCGGCACCGAUGGGCUUUUAAAUAAUAUGUUCCCUGCGGAAAUCGAGGAUGUUAUCAAGAAAACAACUUUAGAAGAAGGUGUAAAUCCAGAGAAGUUGGCUUUGACUAUUGCAGAUUUGGCAUUGUAUAACUCGUUCGAUAGAUUUUUCUAUAGCCCAUAUGCAAGAGCCGCUCGAAAAGCAGGAAAGGAGCACAGCGGAGGAAAGAUUGAUGAUAUUACUGUCAUUGUUGCCCAUAUUUUGCCAUAUGUCUAA
Messenger RNA from Quercus robur (English oak), 825 nucleotides. RefSeq names its product probable protein phosphatase 2C 55. The transcript has a single exon. The coding region runs from base 1 to 825 and encodes 274 amino acids. Lineage: Eukaryota; Viridiplantae; Streptophyta; Magnoliopsida; Fagales; Fagaceae. The record is from RefSeq and is a predicted model, not a curated record.